This is a messenger RNA of Trichomonas vaginalis G3, 1152 nucleotides long. RefSeq lists its product as uncharacterized. The record is from RefSeq and is a predicted model, not a curated record. The transcript has a single exon. NCBI's taxonomy places the organism in Eukaryota, Parabasalia, Trichomonadida, Trichomonadidae. Bases 1 to 1152 code for a protein of 383 amino acids.
AUGAGUGUUUCAACUACGCUUAGCUUCAACAAGAGUUUGAAUGAGACAACAACUCGUUCAAAGCUAGAUACAUUACAAAGUGCAACACAGGAUUUAAUUGAUCAAAAGGAUGAAGAGAUUCGAAGACUUAACGAACAAAUUGAUGAAGCCGAAAGAACAUUAUAUGCUCUUGAUAAAGAGGCAAAAGAGAAUGCAUCUACUCUUGAAGAAGAAAUUGCUACAUUAGAAAACCAGUUAAGUCAAGCAAAAGCAGAUUCUGAAACUGAAUUACAACAAAUUAGACUGAAAAAUGCACAAGAAAUAGAAAAUCUCAAAGCAAAACAACAACAAGAAUUAGAUAGUUUACGUGAAGAGCUCGAAGAAGCCCUCAAACAAUCUGAAGAAAUUGCAGCUACAAAACAAAGAGAAUUGCGAACACAACGUGAAUCAGAACUUCGAAAACUACAAGACCAGUUACGAGAAGCUCGCGAAAAAACAGCUGAAUCAACUCUCGCAGCUGCUGAACAAUGUGAUGUUCGUCUCAAGCGUGCAAGAGCUAUUGCAGAUGAAUACGCAUCGCGUGUCGAGACAUUAGAAGCUGAGCUCGCACGUCUCACAGAGCAACGCCGUACAGAGAUGGAAGAAGCCACAAAAGCAAUUGAAUCCGCCAGCGAAGCACUCGAUAACAGAGAGAGAGAAACACGCGAAGCAGCCGAGAAACUACGAAGAGAUCUCGAUGCGAAAGAGAAGGAACAUAACAUGAGAGUUGCUGAACUCAAAGCACAAUUUGCCGAAGAAAAGGCAGCCCUUGAAGAAGAGUUAAAACAAGUAACGGAAGAAGCUCAUUCACUCGAAGCCCAAUACGCUCAGAUCGAACGCCAGAACAAGACUCAAUUACAGGCAACAAUCAAAGAUAUAGAACAGUUAAGAAGUGCUGUUGAAGAGUCAAAGAGGGCUAACGAAGAAGAGAAAUCUAAAGAGGCAGAAAGAAGAGCAUAUCUCAGAAAAGUUCAGAAAGAAAACGCAGCUCUCGAACAAGAGUUGGCGUUUGUUGAGGCGGAAAUACUCAGAUUAAAAGCUGAUAACUCAGAGCUUAGGGAAGAACUACAGAGACUUGAUGCUUUGGCUUAUGGAAAUAAGCCUGUUUCACCUAGAAAGAAGAAAUCUCAAUAA